Molecule: messenger RNA, 1347 nt
Organism: Coprinopsis cinerea okayama7#130
Lineage: Eukaryota; Fungi; Basidiomycota; Agaricomycetes; Agaricales; Psathyrellaceae
Product: galactan 1,3-beta-galactosidase
Exons: 15
Coding region: 1-1347 (448 amino acids)
Biological process (GO): carbohydrate metabolic process
Molecular function (GO): hydrolase activity, hydrolyzing O-glycosyl compounds; carbohydrate binding
Source: RefSeq, a predicted model, not a curated record
AUGAUUCGCCUCUUCCUCUUGGCCACGCUCACCUCUGUAUGCAACGCUGCAGUCAUCGUCAGCGGGGCAGACUGGCGGGACACCAGUGGGAACAUCAUCCAAGCUCAUGGCGGAGGCAUCUUGAAGCAGGUGGACUCGACAUACUACUGGCACGGGGAAGACAAGACGCACAACAGUGGCCUCUUCCGAGCGGUGACUUGCUACUCCUCCACUGACCUGAUGACAUGGACACGCCACAAUGAUGCCCUCACACCGAUACCCAACUCGAAUAUAUCUACCUCCAUGAUUGUGGAGCGACCAAAAGUCAUCUACAACCGCCGUAAUGCGGAAUACGUCAUGUGGUUCCAUUCAGAUUCCUCUAACUACGGUGCUGCGCAAGUCGGAGUAGCGACCUCCCGAACCCCUUGUGGUCCCUACUCUUGGCGAGGUAGUUUCCGGCCGCUUGGUGCAGAGUCUCGGGAUAUGGGUGUUUUCCAGGAUGACGACGCGGAGCAAACGUCCUACCUUCUCUACGCAUCUGACAAUAACCAGAACUUCAAGAUUUCUCGGAUGGAUAGCAACUACUAUAACGUCGUUACGCAAGUUGCUGUUAUCCCUCGAUCCACCCUUGAGUCCCCGGGAAUCAUCAAAAGAAACGGCGUCUACCACCUCUUUGCCUCGAAAACCACAGGCUGGAAUCCAAACGCCAAUAAGGUUCUUACCGCCUAUUCUCUUUCUGGUCCUUGGUCUGGCGAAACCGACAUCGCCCCGCCAGCCACCCGUACAUACUUCUCCCAGAAUACCUUCAACCUUCCCAUCAGCCAGAACUUUGCCGUCUACAUGGGUGAUCGAUGGAGGCCACAGCAGCUCGGUGGUAGCCGCUAUGUCUGGUAUCCACUAGUCUGGACUUCUGGUCUUCCUCGCAUUUUGCCGGCCGAUGUAUGGAGUGUAAAUCUCGCCGCCGGAACUUACACCGCAGACGCAGGCACCAGCUAUGAAGCAGAAGCAGGUACAUUAUCAGGCCCAGCUCGUCUGCUCAGCAACAGCGGAUUCUCUGGCGGGAGAUCCGUUGGCUACAUUGGUAAUGGAGGAAGUGUGACAAUUAACAAUGUGCAAGGCCUCGGCCGUGAACAGUGGAUUUCGCUCUACUAUGCCAAUGCCGAUUCCUCUUGGAGAAACACGACCGUCAGUGUAAACGGUGGAGCAGCGGUCGUCGUUCAGGAACCCAAUACCGGAGGAAGCGGAGUUGUCCUAUCUGCCCCCGUGAAGCUGUUCCUCAGGAGCGGUGCAAAUUCUAUCACCAUCGGUGCCAACCAGAGGAAUUACGCUGCUGAUCUGGAUAGGAUUGUUGUCUACACGGCAAGUUGA